Amaranthus tricolor (Joseph's coat) is the source of this 2417-nucleotide messenger RNA. Its product is annotated as 2,3-bisphosphoglycerate-independent phosphoglycerate mutase-like. Lineage: Eukaryota; Viridiplantae; Streptophyta; Magnoliopsida; Caryophyllales; Amaranthaceae. Bases 538 to 2217 code for a protein of 559 amino acids. Gene Ontology annotation, molecular function: manganese ion binding. Gene Ontology annotation, biological process: glucose catabolic process. Gene Ontology annotation, cellular component: cytoplasm. The record is from RefSeq and is a predicted model, not a curated record. The transcript has 10 exons.
UUUCUAGCUAGUUCUCAUACAAUAGAAACCAUCUGAAAGGAAUAGAAGAAAAAUCAAUUGUUAGGGUUAUAGAAGCACUUAAAUACUUAAUAAUACUUUUUAGUUUCUAGAAUACAACAUUAAGUUCUCAGCCACCAUUGAUAAAAGCAAGUUUUAUUCCUCUCUUCUCUUUAUUAUUGCUGUGCUCUUAUCUUCAGUUAGUGUUCUUGUACUUUUUUAUACAGCAUAUUUUCUUUAUUCUCAAUACCAAUUGUGAUUUGUGGUUAAGAGGAAUUCAUGUUAGGAAUCGGAACGCAAUGAUGAAUGAUUGAUGAAUGAUGAAUGAUAAAUGAUAAAUGAUAAAUGAUGAAUAGAAAGAAGACUUAAACUUGAGCCGAUGUCAAUUGCUAUUUUUUGUGUGUUUUGUAUUGUAAUUAUUUGAUAGAUGUCAAAUAUUAUAAAUGAUAAUUAGUGUUAGAUUUUAAGACUGCCGCCUUGCUUCAUCGAUUGAUCGAGAUUUCGCUUUUUUACUUGAUUCUACUGUCCUGAGAAACCGAUAUGGGAAGUUCAGACGUUUCUUGGAAAUUGGCGGAUCAUCCGAAGCUGCCUAAAGAUAAGAUUUUGGCUAUGAUAGUGCUUGAUGGUUGGGGCGAGGCCAAUCCUGAUAAGUACAACUGUAUCCAUGUCGCUGAAACUCCAGUCAUGGAUUCCUUCAAGCAGGGUGCACCUGACAGGUGGAGGUUGAUUAGGGCUCAUGGAACAGCUGUUGGGCUUCCAUCAGAAGAUGACAUGGGCAACAGUGAAGUUGGUCAUAAUGCUUUGGGUGCAGGCCGUAUAUUUGCUCAAGGAGCCAAGCUUGUUGACCUUGCUCUUGCUUCCGGAAAAAUAUUCGAAGGUGAAGGUUUUAAUUAUAUUAAGGAGUCUUUUGGUACAGGCACAUUGCACCUCAUUGGAUUGUUGAGUGAUGGAGGUGUACAUUCUCGUCUUGAUCAGCUACAGUUGUUAUUGAAAGGAGCUUCUGAUCAUGGUGCCAAGAAAAUCCGCGUUCAUAUCCUUACUGAUGGGCGUGAUGUCUUGGAUGGUUCUAGUGUUGGCUUUGUAGAAACUCUUGAGAAAGAUCUUGAACUCUUACGGAGCAAAGGUGUUGAUGCACAGAUUGCAUCUGGUGGUGGCCGCAUGUAUGUUACAAUGGAUCGUUAUGAGAAUGAUUGGGAGGUUGUGAAACGAGGUUGGGAUGCCCAAGUGCUUGGUGAAGCCCCAUACAAGUUCAAGAGUGCACUUGAGGCUGUCAAGAAAUUGAGGAUGGAAACCAAGGCUAAUGACCAGUAUUUGCCACCUUUUGUUAUUGUGGAUGACAAUGGCAAGGCUGUUGGUCCAAUUGUUGAUGGAGAUGCUGUUGUAACAUUUAACUUCAGAGCUGAUCGUAUGGUUAUGCUUGCCAAGGCACUGGAAUAUGAAAAUUUUGAUAAGUUUGACAGAGUUCGAUAUCCAAAAAUUCGUUAUGCUGGUAUGCUCGAGUAUGAUGGAGAGUUGAAGCUUCCUAGUCAUUACCUUGUUUCUCCACCAGAAAUCGACAGAACAUCUGGGGAAUAUUUAGUUCACAAUGGUGUCAAGACAUUUGCUUGUAGUGAAACAGUUAAGUUUGGACAUGUCACCUUUUUCUGGAAUGGUAACCGUUCAGGUUACUUUAACUCUGAGAUGGAAGAGUAUGUUGAAAUUUCUAGUGAUAGUGGCAUUAGUUUCAAUGUGAAACCAAAAAUGAAGGCUUUGGAGAUUGCCGAAAAGGCCAGGGAUGCCAUUCUGAGUCGCAAAUUCCAUCAGGUUCGUGUCAACCUUCCCAACAGUGAUAUGGUUGGCCAUACUGGGGAUAUAGAGGCUACAGUUGUGGCUUGCAAGGCUGCUGAUGAAGCUGUCAAGAUGAUUAUUGAUGCAAUUGAACAAGUUGGUGGAAUAUUUGUUGUUACUGCUGAUCAUGGAAACGCUGAAGACAUGGUGAAGAGGGACAAGAAAGGACAGCCUCUACUUGAUAAGAAUGGGAACAUUCAAAUUCUCACUUCACACACAUUACAACCGGUGCCUAUUGCAAUUGGGGGUCCAGGCCUCGCUCCUGGCGUUAGAUUCCGUAAGGAUGUACCUGACGGUGGUCUUGCCAAUGUCGCUGCCACUGUGAUCAACUUACAUGGACUUGAGGCACCUGCUGAUUAUGAGCCAACUCUUAUUGAGGUUGCAGAUGAUUAGGCUACUCGUUUUGGUAAUUUUGUUUGUGAAAUUUGUUUUUGCUGAAGGUAUUAUGCCAUAGGACUUGCUUCAGAUUUAAGGUUAAUAAGACCCUUUCAUUGCUGUAAUCGGACGUAUAUUAUUUCCCUCUUAUACAACAUAAAAAAUGAUAUAGAGGGUUUCCUUUUUUUCACCAUUUGAAUCUAGACCACAUGUUUUCA